AUGCGAACUGUCCUGUUCAACGGCCCCUUUAUCCCCGAAAUUGACGUCGGGUACAAUGUUCAGGUAAACGGUGUAAGCAUUAAUUUCUUAAAAGACCCCUUUUGCUUUAGGGAUAAAAUGAUUAAAAGUGCAGUUUGUAAAAAAAUUGAAAAUGAACCCAAUGAAGAGUUACUUCCAUAUGAUGAAAAUGAAGAAAUAAUGAACCCUACCAUAUCCAUGGAAGCAACAGAAUUACAGAGGUGCAUUUACGAGGAUGGUGGCGAAAUCGAAGAUGACAUGACUCAUAAAAAUAGUUUAUCACACAAACCUGUUUAUGGUCUGUCCUACGGAGCUAUCUAUAAAUCCAAUGGAGUCAUGAACCCACAUAAUUACAACAAAAAAAUAAAAUAUAUCCAGAGCAACAGAGAAAUAGAAAUAACCCAUAAAAUACCAAAACUAGAUAUUAAUAGUAUACAUAAUCAAGAAGAAUUAAUAAUCCUACAUAGGUGCAACAUUUAA
Plasmodium gonderi is the source of this 498-nucleotide messenger RNA. RefSeq lists its product as hypothetical. The record is from RefSeq and is a predicted model, not a curated record. Lineage: Eukaryota; Apicomplexa; Aconoidasida; Haemosporida; Plasmodiidae. Bases 1 to 498 code for a protein of 165 amino acids. The transcript has a single exon.